Messenger RNA from Akanthomyces muscarius, 2214 nucleotides. RefSeq lists its product as uncharacterized. Gene Ontology annotation, cellular component: P-body. Bases 1 to 2214 code for a protein of 737 amino acids. NCBI's taxonomy places the organism in Eukaryota, Fungi, Ascomycota, Sordariomycetes, Hypocreales, Cordycipitaceae. The record is from RefSeq and is a predicted model, not a curated record. Gene Ontology annotation, biological process: deadenylation-independent decapping of nuclear-transcribed mRNA; P-body assembly. Gene Ontology annotation, molecular function: mRNA binding. The transcript has 2 exons.
AUGGCGAACCAGUUCAUUGGUCUCCAGAUGCGGGUAAUCCUGCGCGACCCGCCAGGAUACCGGCUCAUUGGCACCGUUCGAGACGUUGAAGCUGGCAGCAGCCUCAGUCUCACCAACGUCUAUAUAGUUGCGACGCAAGAGCACGUUCCGCUCAUGCGCAUCAACGCUCUCAACAUUGCCGACCUCUCCGAGCUACCCCGAGACCAACAGCAGCAACCUCCUCCUCCUCCCCCCGAAUACGACGCCCCAACACCGACUCAACCGCCAGGAUAUGCAGUCCAGAACUUGUCGCCCACGAAAUCAAACUUCGUUGAUCCUGCUAUCCUGAGCAUGGGUCGCCGCCCAGAUUCGGGGCCUCCUCCGGCGAGUGCACCGCACAAGGCCCCUGCGCAGCCUCUUAAUCCGGGCAUGCCAUACCCAGCCAUCUCAUCAGAUCAUCAAUCAAAAGGCGAUCUCGGUCGCCUCUUCAAGAGCAUUAGCAUUUCCAAGGCAGCUGAUGCCGAGAAUGUGCCGACUACCCCCGAGGCGACACCACAGAAGCGCAAGGCUCGAAACCGCAACUCUCGACAGUCAAAGCCAAUUGAACAUGAUGAUGACGGCGUUGCAGCUGCUCCCGGUAGCCACGGCAAGGGCUGGCGACAGACGCCCAUGCUACAGAGCACAUCAUCCUUCCAGCCAUUCAAAGCUCUCAAGAAAAACGGCAAGACGCCCAAAGACUUGCCUGACAACGGCUGGGCUUCGGAAGAUGUCACGGAAGAAAUGCCUGAGUUUGACUUUGAGAACAAUCUCGCCAAGUUUGAUAAGCGCACGUUGUUCGAUCAGAUGCGCAAGGAUGACGUUGUUGACGAGGCUGAUCGACUUGUGUCGCACAACCGGAACCCGAAACCCGGAACAGCAGGGGGCAAGAACUUGCAUUACACGGAAAACGUUCUGGACUUGCCGUCAAGCACCCAAAAUGCUGAUUACUGGAAUAGUGAGGCUGAAGUCGGAGGCGUUCAUCACAAUGAGGUCUUAAGCGGUCGCGAACAGAAAAGCGGGCAAUCGACCAAGAGAGCAGACAGCAAAUCGGGGCCUAGUCGCCGCUCGCAGUCACGCAAGGCAAGCGCUGCCAUGGGUGGGCAGCCACUUUCGCGUGUCAACUCGAGCGUGCGACAGUCGCUGCCAUCGCGUCGAUCUAGCCCACGAUCUGGAUAUCGUAGCGCGGAUGUACAACCGCCACAGAUCCAACAGCCAGGUCUCUACCUUGUCCCGUCAAACCGCCGCGUGGAGGCUAUUUCGACGCUGCAAAUGCUUAACCUAGAAAACAUUGCUGCCAACGAAGUCGGACUGCCAGAGACUCUGAUGGCGGAGAAUGCUGGCCGUGGCAUCGCCGAGGUGGCGGUUCAGGCACUGUCCGACCCAGCACUCAAAGUUCGAUACGAAAUGGCUGGAGCGGCGCUAUCGCAGGCCUCUGACGCAUCGCCGCCGAACAAUUCAACAGUCGUGAUUUUGGCGGGUAACAACAAGUCAAGUAUCCGUGCGCUGGUCGCUGGCCGUCACUUGCGCAACAAGGGCUACGACAUCAUGGUUUGCCUGGUGGGCAUUGAGCGCGAGCGCGACCUGCUGGAGGAACUUCGUCGCCAGAUUCAGCUGUAUCGCAGCUUUGGCGGCAGGGUGCUCAAAAAGAAUGAUUUCUUUGAGCAGCUUCGCAAGACGACGCCAGCUGGUGCAGCCGUCACAUCGGCAGGCAGCUCAGGGACUGGACGAGUGUCUGUGUCUUUAAUCAUUGAUGCUCUCCUCGGACUGACCAUGUCAUUCGAGGAGCUGCGCAUCGGCGAUCAGGCGACUGUGUACGAGCUAAUGGAGUGGGCCAACCGCAACGAAGCUUUCGUGCUGGCCAUUGACGUGCCCUCGGGCAUCGAUCCCAGCACUGGCAAGGUGGCCAUCAUUGACGGGUCGCAGCUCUUUGUCAAGCCGCGAUAUGUGGUGGCUGUGGGAGCUCCGAAACGAGGGCUUGUCGAGGCCGUGACACCCCCGGACGACGAAGAUCCUCUGUCGGCGAACGGGGGCAUCGCUCAAGACGAGGAGUGGCGAUUAUACAUUGUGGACAUGGGUCUAGGGCACACAGUCUGGCGCAAAGCCGGAACCAAGGUGCGCAAGGGCAUCGACUUUGACGGCAAAUGGGUACUGGAGAUGAGGUACCGAGGCAUCCAAGAGGAGUCGGAUGAUUACUGA